GUGAAUCUUGUUUACAAUUUGUUACCUCCAGUUCAGCUGAUUCCAUGUGCUGAUGCACGGUGUCAGCUGAUAUGCCUGCGGUGUGACACUUCUACCUCUCCGAUGGAUUAAUGUAGUAGGGCCUCGAUACCCACAGGACGACCCAGCCCCGUGGUCAGUCACAGGACUACCCAGCCCCGUGGUCAGUCACAGGACUACCCAGCCCCGUGGUCAGUCACAGGACUACAGUAACUAUAAUACUUCAUGGCUACACUACAAGUCGCUAAUCUUGGUUUUUCCCCAAAGCAUGACCCUGAUGGAAUCGGUAUGUGAUCCUUGGCGCCACUAAUAUGGAUUAUGAAUGUGACACAGAAAGAAAACUGUCGCCAACCUUGGCCAAGUCCAGAGCGUUGGAGAAUGCCAUCAUUAACAAUAGUUCCAGUGACCUUCAAGACUUGCUCAAACACAUCAAUGUCAAUCUACCUCUCAACGACCGCCAGGAAACUGCAUUAAUCCUUGCAGUGAAACUGAGUCAUAUUGAUAUGGUCCAGAUUUUGCUCAAACAGAAAAACUGUGAUAAAAAUUAUGUCAACAUAAGCAACUGUUCUCCCCUAGAUCUAGCGCUGGUUACAACUUUCGACAACCGUCUGGAACCACGCCAUGCUAUAUGCUGGCAGAUUGUCUCAGUUCUGUUGGAGAAUCAUGCAGAACCUGUCCGCAAGGAUGCCAUGAUGUACGUAAUUCGCACAGCCCUCAAAAUUGAGGACCAUGACUUUAUCUUCCGUAUUAUCGACACAUGCAUAGCUCAUGCGACGUCACUACAGUUCCAUGAUUUGCUACUUCAGAAGCUGCACCGGCUUCAGCCCAUGUGUGCUGGAAUCAUUGACCCCUUCCUGCAGCGCUCGGCCGACUUUACUGUCAAACUCUUAAAGAUUGUGCAUGGUGAAAAUCUGUGUGUUGUUUUCAAUUCUUUUGAAUACUACAAAGAAUCCCAUUGGGCAUGCAGAGAGACAAAAGCAUCAGUAUUUCGGAAACUGAUCCUGUAUGCCAGUGGGGCAGGCUGGCAUUAUACCAAGUCAGACGUGAGUGUCAUCAAGAAGAUCUGCCCCGAGAUAGCAAGGUGGUGCUGGAGGUACGAGAGCAGUCCCCUGUCCUUGAUGCACCAGUGCCGAGUCACACUCAGACGAAGUAUCACUUGUUUUGUACCUGAUGCGCUGCUACAGAUGCAGCUUCCAGAGACCAUUAAGAAUUAUAUCUCCUUGGGAGAAAUUGACUACUUGUUUAAGACUAAGGCCAUGGUGCUUGAGGAUUUCAUGUUUUGACCUAUAUAUUGUGAAUGAACUCAGUGCCAUAUUGACCACUAACAGGGACAGAAUAGGGCAGAGUUGGACACUGUGUCGGACGUGGUGCUGAGGACCAUGCAGGGUAUUUUGUCACAGAAAUCAGCAGGUAUACCCUGACUGUCUGUCCCCAGGCUGUCAGGGAGACCAUGAACACUGAUGAAAGCAAUUUAUGUCUGCUUUCAGACAAAAAAUUAAAGUUUCAACCAAAUA
Molecule: messenger RNA, 1532 nt
Organism: Haliotis rufescens (red abalone)
Lineage: Eukaryota; Metazoa; Mollusca; Gastropoda; Lepetellida; Haliotidae
Exons: 3
Coding region: 330-1301 (323 amino acids)
Biological process (GO): intracellular signal transduction
Molecular function (GO): protein binding
Source: RefSeq, a predicted model, not a curated record